Molecule: messenger RNA, 2984 nt
Organism: Eriocheir sinensis (Chinese mitten crab)
Lineage: Eukaryota; Metazoa; Arthropoda; Malacostraca; Decapoda; Varunidae
Gene: ArgRS-m
Product: probable arginine--tRNA ligase, mitochondrial
Exons: 12
Coding region: 778-2544 (588 amino acids)
Biological process (GO): mitochondrial translation; arginyl-tRNA aminoacylation
Cellular component (GO): mitochondrion
Molecular function (GO): ATP binding; arginine-tRNA ligase activity
Source: RefSeq, a predicted model, not a curated record
UGUUUACCAUUCAGUGCCGGGCGUGGAGGGCGGCAGCGGGGAGGCUUUUCACCCCAUAACACUCCAGAAGAAGAACACACAAUAGGAGAAGGACAAGCCAUUAAGGAAUGAAAGAAGGAGGUAUUACGCAAGUCUCGGGUCAGCCUCCCAAACACGAUAGCAUUUUUUUUUCCAGCGCAGAGAGCAACACAAGGGCAAUAAAAAGAAGAUGUAAAAAAAAAAACUUGCUGUCAUAUAGCGAUAAGUAUGGAGUGGCCAAAAGGUGGUGAAACUGUCUGCUAACUUUCUGUCACAAAACAUCAUUGGCUAAUGUUAAAGAAGGGGUAGCCACAUCUUGUGAAGUUAAUAAUUAAGGACUUUUUUUGGUCCACUUCAUUGGCUGGUGAUAACGGACUGGAUUGGAGAUGGAUCUGUGGAGCAUCACAAAACCACAUCAUCAGCUAGACUAACAACACCAAUAAUAUGUAGAUGGUUGCUUAGCUGCCUUGCUGGGUCAGAAGUAUCUCAUAACUACAGUAACUACUACUACUACUGCUACUGUCACCACUGCUGCUUCUGCUAUUAGUACCUGCUACAUACUAUAACAACAACAAUCAACUACUACUACUACUAUCACUACUACUACUACUACUGCCACAACCACCACCACCACUACUAUUACUACUACUACUACUACUACUACUACAACCAGCAGUCCCACCAUCAAAUGUGCCAGGCCCUCCACAAGGCAGAUAACACAUUUAGGAGACACACGUCUAAUCUCUCGGCCUGGCCACCAUGGCACACAAGAUAAGGUCACUCAUCUCCAGCAAGGUGUCCCGAGCACUGGAGGGAGUGUUGUCUGGGACCAGGGAAGCCAAGCCGUCCACUGUUCUCCCCUACAUCCAGGUUGAUCCUCAGGCCAGCCAGGCGCCAGAAUUCAAACUGUCUCUGCGAGAUCUCCAGCAGCGCGGACUGACCAACUCUGCUGACAGACUCAAGGGCCUGGCAACAUUCGGCUCAUCGCUGGUUGAAACAUUUGAGACAGACACGCUGGUUCCUGCCGUGUACCUGAAGCAGACCAAGGCGGACGUCAGGCUCAACUUUAAGGUAAGCCCCAGUCAGCUCGUCUCUGAUGUGGUUGACACAAUAACUGAUCGACCAAAAGAUUUUUGGCGGACAAGCGGACUGGUCAGCCUUCUACCCCCCCAAAGAGUGGUGGUGGAGUACAGCUCCCCAAACAUCGCCAAGCCAUUCCAUGUUGGCCACCUGCGUUCCACCAUCAUUGGCAACUUCGUUGGCAACAUUUGCAGCGCUGUUGGUCACUCGGUCACCCGCCUCAACUUCCUUGGUGACUGGGGGACACAAUUUGGACUCCUGAAGUAUGGCUGUGACACUCAAGGACUGACUGUAGCAGACUUACAAGAGGAUGCCAUCACCAAACUACAUCAAGCUUAUGUUUAUGCCAACCAGCGUGCAGCAGAGGACCCUAAAGUUGCUCAGACUGCCCGAGAGACAUUCACGCGCAUGGAAGAAGGUGAACCAGCUGAUCUAUCUGCCUGGGAGACCUACCGGGAGCUCUCCCUGAUUGAUUUAAAGAGAGUGUAUGGAAGACUAAAUGUGUCGUUUGAUGAGUACCAUGGGGAGAGCAUGUAUCCACAAGAGGCCUGUCGAGAGGUAUUACAGGCGAUGGAGAAUGCUGGACUGUUGCGGACCUUAUCAGAUGGAAGGAAGGUCUACCCAGUCAAUCCUAACCAAGACGUCACGAUUGAGAAGAGUGAUGGGUCAACCCUGUACAUAACAAGGGACGUUGCUGCUGCACUAGACCGCUUCAACCGCUAUGCCUUCACCAGGAUGAUCUAUGUUGUGGAAAAUGGGCAGUCAGACCACUUCACUGCCCUGUUCUCCAUCCUGAGGGCACUAGGUCACCGAUGGGCAGAGGACGGACUGUCACAUGUGAAGUUUGGGAGAGUGCGAGGUAUGAGCAGCCGCAAGGGGACAGCUGUGGCCUUAGAAGAUCUGCUGGAUGGGGCGAGGCAUCUUAUGUCAGAGAAACAGCAGACAAGCAAGACCACCAGGGUCAGCAGCCAGGCCUCAGCGGAGGAGUUGGCCGUGUCGUCAGUCAUUGUGGGUGACCUGAAGCAGCGGCGUCAGCGUGACUAUGAGUUCUCUUGGGGCAAGGCACUGCAGGCCAGUGGUGACACGGGUGUCAAGCUGCAGUACACACACUGUCGCUUGCUAAGCCUGGAGCAGCACUGUGGGGUGGCACCACGACCAAGGGUCAGCACAGCACCGCUGGUGGAGCCUCAGGCACUGGCACUAGUCACUGAAAUCGCCAGGUUUGAUGAGGUGUUGGUGGAAGCGUACCAUGAGCUGGAGGCGUGUGUGCUGGUGGCGUAUCUGUUCCGCUUGUGCAGUGCCACCAAUGCAGCCUUCAAGGUCCUGCCCAUCAAGUCAGCCCCUCAGGAGGUGGCCGAGGCUCGCCUGGCACUGUUCCUGGCAGCGAGGCACACCUUGGCAGCGGGCAUGGCACUGCUUGGCUUGCGGCCUAUGACUCGCAUGUGAAUAGGUGCCUUCGUUUGGUUUGUGUCAGACAAAGGGCGGCAGGAGCUUAAGUGGGAGGGAGUGACGGCUUAGUAAACAUCCGUCCGCUCAUCCGCCCACUCAUCCCGCAAUCAUCCACUCAGCUGGGAGUGACGAUCGGAAACCAGACGGGCGCGUUCCCUGGCCAUGGACACCCGAAUAUUCUCUUGCUGGUGGUACUUGCACAGCUUGAGCAUUGCGAACAUGGAAAGCCCAACCCAGCACACCCAAGAGGUCCAAGCACCAAACUGUGAGGAAGAGGGAAGGUGAGCAAGAAUGACUGACAUGGACACGCACUCACCUAGGUAACUGCAACUAAGUAAACACACAUAUUCAAUCACUGCACAGGAUGAAUGUGUAGCAGAUGAUGCCUUCAGAGUGGAGCUAGCAUUACCCAUUGUUAAAUAAAAAUGUAUAAAGGA